AUGUCUGGCCUCGUUUGUUCCGAUGACCGCCUCGUUCAGGGCAGGAUGCAGCACACAAAUGCCUUACUGUGUACCAAAAAUACUUUUGUCACUAAUGACGGUAGUGCGACGGACGAAGAGAACGCACGGGUCCCGAAGGCCGGAACUGCGUCUACCAGGUUACACCAACUGUGGGGUCAAAAACGCAUCUCAAAGGACGCGCAUAUCAAGUCACAUUACGGGCUGUAUUGUUUUAGAGCUGGGAGCCUAAGCAACUUUGGCCGGAGGAUCUGCGAUAUUUCCAGGUCUUUGACCACGAAUAUUUCAAGAGUACAACUAAGAUCGGCUGGAACCAGAUAA
Opisthorchis viverrini is the source of this 339-nucleotide messenger RNA. RefSeq lists its product as hypothetical. Lineage: Eukaryota; Metazoa; Platyhelminthes; Trematoda; Opisthorchiida; Opisthorchiidae. The coding region runs from base 1 to 339 and encodes 112 amino acids. The transcript has 2 exons. The record is from RefSeq and is a predicted model, not a curated record.